AUGGUGGCGUACCUCAACAUCCUCCUCUACGGCGUCGGCGGCAUAGUCUUCACCGGGAUGGCCUUGCUGGUUGCCUUUCAAGAGCGGCUCGUCUACGUCCCCGUCGUCCCUGGUCUCACCAAGUCCUACCCGAUUACUCCCGCCCGCCUCCGUCUCACUUACGAGGACGUCUGGCUCCGAUCCUCCGAUGGCGUCCGCCUCCAUGCCUGGUUCAUCAAGCUCUUCCCUGACUGCAGAGGUCCAACCAUCCUUUUCUUCCAGGAGAAUGCAGGAAAUAUUGCUCAUCGUCUUGAAAUGGUCCGCAUAAUGCUACAGAAGCUGCAGUGCAAUGUGUUCAUGCUUUCUUACCGUGGCUACGGAGCGAGUGAUGGAUCUCCUUCCCAGCAUGGAAUUACAAAGGACGCUCAGGCUGCAUUGGAUCAUCUCUGUCAGCGAAAUGAUAUUGAUACCUCAAGAAUAGUCGUGUUUGGCAGGUCACUGGGUGGUGCUGUUGGAGCCUUACUUACGAGAAACAACCCUGACAAGGUUGCUGGUAUUAUACUGGAAAAUACUUUUACGUCUAUUCUGGAUAUGGCAGGAGUUCUCCUCCCCUUUCUGAAGUGGGUGAUUGGAGGAUCUGGUGCAAAAGGUGUUAAAAUUCUAAACUUUGUCGUACGCUCUCCAUGGAACACAAUCGAUGUGAUUGGUGAGGUUCAGCGACCAAUCCUUUUCCUGUCGGGUUUGCAAGACGAGAUGGUUCCGCCGUCCCACAUGCAGAUGCUUUAUGCCAAAGCAGCUGCUCACAACAAGGAAUGCAUUUUUGUGGAUUUUCCUUCCGGCAUGCACAUGGAUACCUGGCUGGCUGGUGGGGAUCAUUACUGGGCUACUAUUCAGCAGUUCCUUGAAAAAUAUGCUCCGUGGAAUGAUGAACCUGAUUCUUCAAGCGUUACCAGCCAUGAUUCUGAAGGGCGAUGA
Molecule: messenger RNA, 954 nt
Organism: Linum trigynum
Lineage: Eukaryota; Viridiplantae; Streptophyta; Magnoliopsida; Malpighiales; Linaceae
Source: the annotation of a GenBank genome assembly